AUGAGACCCAUAACGAAACGCUCCUUCGCAAGAGGCAGCAGCAGGGUCUCCCCCCCCUCCUCCUCCUCAAUCUGCCCUAGCUGCCAGCACCGCAGAGCUUUCUCCUCAUCAACGUCGUCAUCGACACCGCCGCCGCCGCCGCCGUCAUCGGGCAUUGCGCCUCUACCCUCCCGACAGCUCCUAUCCGUCGCCGGACCCGAUGCCGCCAAAUUUCUCCAGGGCAUCGUGACAGCCAAUGUCCUGGGCGCCGACGGCCACGGCACGCGCGCCGACCCGUGCUACGCCGGCUUCCUCAACGCCACGGGGCGCGUCAUGCACGACGUCUUCAUAUACCCAUCCGGACGGGGCUUCGCGGGCCGGCAGGAGGACGACGCGUUCCUGAUAGAGGCCGACGCCGACAAGAUAGACCAGCUGGCCCGGCUGGUCCGGCGGUACAAGCUGCGUGCCAAGGUGGACAUGCGGCGCAUCCAACCCGGCGAGAUGACGGUGUGGCAGGCAUGGGACGAUGCGGCGGCGGCAGCAGCGACACCGGCGGGGAUCCCGCAAUCGACCAGCUCGACUAUACUCUUCCACGACCACCGCGCACCCGGCAUGGGCCAUCGGAUAGUGCAACUCGGCGACGCUCCGCCCCCGCAGGUGCAGCUCGACCGCAGCACCGAGGACGCUUACACAAUCCGUCGGUACCUGCGUGGCGUGGCCGAGGGCCAGUCUGAGAUCAUACGCGAAGCCGCCCUCCCGCAGGAAAGCAACAUGGACCUCAUGGGCGGCAUCGACUUCCGCAAGGGCUGCUACGUGGGACAGGAGCUUACCAUCCGCACGCGCCACCGCGGUGUCGUCCGCAAGCGAAUCCUUCCCUGCGUCAUCUACGACAAAGACUCCGGCUCCCCGCCGCCAGAUACGCUCGCCUACCGGCCCGAGGAUGCGCCCGUCCUCGCCGAAACUGUCCCCGCCGAGACGAGCAUCGCCCGCUUCCAGAAGCGCGGCCGCAGCGCCGGCAAAUGGCUUCGCGGCGUCGGCAACAUCGGCCUCGGGCUGUGUCGCCUAGAAAUCAUGGCGGGUGUUGAACUCCCCGGUGAGACGGCCGCCAUGUCGUUUGACCCGUCGCACGAGUUCUUGCUCGAGUGGGGCACUGAUGAUGCCCGUGAGAGCGUCAAGGUCAAGGCCUUCCUGCCUGAUUGGGUCCAGGCUGGGUUGGACGGGGCGGCGAAGCGGUGA
Geosmithia morbida is the source of this 1215-nucleotide messenger RNA. RefSeq names its product transferase CAF17, mitochondrial. NCBI's taxonomy places the organism in Eukaryota, Fungi, Ascomycota, Sordariomycetes, Hypocreales, Bionectriaceae. Bases 1 to 1215 code for a protein of 404 amino acids. Gene Ontology annotation, molecular function: protein binding. Gene Ontology annotation, cellular component: mitochondrial matrix. The transcript has a single exon. The record is from RefSeq and is a predicted model, not a curated record.